AUGCGUGAAGCCAUUGAGUUAACAAAAGAUGAGAUGGAAAGCGCCUGUGUGGCUGCGCAAGAAUUACUGCACAGAGAGACUCCAGGAAACACAUUCUAUGAGUUUGCUAAGGACCUUUGUGAUUCCCUAAGAGAACAUAAGGAUGAGAUCUCUCAACUGAGGCACUCAGCAGCAAAUAAUUUGCCCAUUCCGGUGUUCGGAGUCACCUGGAUGGAUGUGGAGUUGUUGGGGAGGGUCUUUAAACAAAAGGGGAUUGUGGUCCGAGACUGUAUCUGUGAUGGGGUGCAUGUGAUAGUAGGCAUGAACAUUCUGCAAGAACUAGAUGGGUUGCUUAUAAAGGAGCUGGGUGAGGGAAAUGAUAAGCACAUAAAUGUCACCCAAGAGGGAUUGAAGGAAGCGCUCAAGUCAUGGGGACUUAAAGAAGAGUUACAAGUCUGCAUAACCACCGACAAUGGCGCAAAUAUUGUGAAAGCAGUGGAAAUUAACGGCUGGACAAGACUGCAGUGCUUUGGUCACAGGCUCCACCUCGCCAUAGAGAGAAGUGUGAAAGACGCCCGUGUUGAACAUGCCAUUGGCAAAUGCAAGAAAAUAGUGAGUGCCUUUUCUUACGCUUGGAAAAGGAAGAGAGAAAUGGCUAAUGCCCAGGCUGAGCUAAACCUGCCUCCUCACCGCCUCAUCACUGAAACACCAACAAGAUGGGGGUCUCGACAACAGAUGAUUCAGCGGCUGCUCGAACAAGAGAAGGCCAUAUCACAGGUCCUGAAAGCAGACAGGAAAACCAGGCACCUGGUACCAACUUGGCAGGACAUUGAUGUGUUAGAAUCUAUGAACAAGACCCUCAGUCCCCUGUUGGAGUUUACAGAUGCUCUGUCUGGAGAAGAGUAUGUGAGUGUGUCGACUGUCAAACCUGUGCUCCACCUUCUAAACACCACAGUUCUUCCUCUAGCUGAUGAUGACAUUGACACAGAACUGAUGAAGGACAUGAAGACAGCCAUCCUCAAUGAGGAAGGAGAACGAAAGUCUCGCUUUCUUUCCACUCCAGAUGAAGGAUCUGAACUUUUUGAUAAUUGA
Molecule: messenger RNA, 1071 nt
Organism: Bufo bufo (common toad)
Lineage: Eukaryota; Metazoa; Chordata; Amphibia; Anura; Bufonidae
Product: E3 SUMO-protein ligase ZBED1-like
Exons: 5
Coding region: 1-1071 (356 amino acids)
Source: RefSeq, a predicted model, not a curated record